Messenger RNA from Ambispora leptoticha, 1132 nucleotides. The record is from the annotation of a GenBank genome assembly. NCBI's taxonomy places the organism in Eukaryota, Fungi, Glomeromycota, Glomeromycetes, Archaeosporales, Ambisporaceae.
AUGAUUUUAAGCUUAGCAUUUGAAAAUUUUCAACAAAUAUUUGAAGAAAUAUCACGAGAGAAAACGCUGCUCUCUUGUCUGCUCGUCUGUCGGUCAUGGUGUCAAAUAGUAGCGCCGAUACUAUGGAGACGCCCGUUAGAGCGUUCACCAAGUUUCAAGAUAAUUCCCGUGUACUUAUCGUGUCUUUCAAAAGCACAAAUAAAUUAUUUACUAGAUAAUGGUGUGGACGUGGGCUACACUCCAAUACCAGUGUUCAAUUAUCUCUCGUUCGCAAGACACAUUGAUAACGCAAACUUGGAAAUAUCGGCGUUGCAAUGGUGUGCACCACAUGAUACUGCGAUUGACAGAUUAAGACUCGUCAAAAACCAGUUUAUUGAUUCGACUCAAGAACAACGACAACAUGCAUUACUUAUUGUACAAGAAUUGUUUAAGGGAUUUCUUGGGCAGUGUGGUACCCUUCGUAGUAUUAACAUUGAAGUGGGUGUUGAUGUCGGAAGCAGAUGGCGGAGUCAGAUUUCUUUCUCGUUGCCGGAUGUCAAAGGAAAUGAUUCAGUCUUGUUGAAAUUGAAUAAACUUGUGCUAGGUGGUACUUUUGACAAAACGAAUUUCUUGAAACGAUUAAUUGGACAAUGUCGAGAAAUCAAAUAUUUGUCGAUUGAUGGACUACAGUCAGAAGUAUCAAGUGAGGAAACUGUCGCACUAUCUCAAUUGAUGUCAUCGCAAAAUUGUCUUUGUCAUUUGAAAUUAAUGCGUUAUUAUGGAGAUUUGUCGCUUGUCUUUGCUUCUCUUACACAUCACGUUAACAACCUCCAGAAUUUAGAAUUGCUAGGUGUCAAUUUCGGUAUUCUCUCCGAUGCGUCGGUUUCUGCGUUGGCUGCCUGCGAGAACUUGCGUUCAUUGAUUCUAAAAGGAUCAUUUCAUCUAGGCGAUGAAAUCACUGAACCAUUGUCAAGAGCUUUCUAUAAACUACAUUUCCUCUCAAUUGACGAAUACUACAAUCAAGUUCCUGUGGAUUUCAUAGCUGGAUUUUUGGAAACAGCUAACAGGAAUUUACGAUACCUCAAAAUACACUCACCAAUGAACGACAACAUUCCAUUUCCAAAAGAGCGAAUUCUCGAUACUAUCAUUAGAU